Messenger RNA from Tripterygium wilfordii, 1808 nucleotides. RefSeq names its product dof zinc finger protein DOF1.4. The transcript has 2 exons. Lineage: Eukaryota; Viridiplantae; Streptophyta; Magnoliopsida; Celastrales; Celastraceae. Gene Ontology annotation, molecular function: DNA-binding transcription factor activity; DNA binding. Bases 95 to 1099 code for a protein of 334 amino acids. The record is from RefSeq and is a predicted model, not a curated record. Gene Ontology annotation, biological process: regulation of DNA-templated transcription.
UAAAAUCUAGAAGAAGACUCUCAUUUCAUGUCUGCACCCUGUUCUUUGUCUAUAUCUCUUUGUUUCAAACGAUUCUAUAGUGUGAGGAGAGAAAAUGUUGGGUGGCUGUGAGAAGACUCUGGUCAUCUCUUCAUCAACUACCAACGAAUGGUCACAGAAUUUGAUGGCAUCAUCAUCAACAACAAGAAGGCUUAAUAUGGAGAAACCAGAAGGACAAGAUCAAUCAAUACAACAACAACAGCCGCCACAGCAGCCUCUCAGGUGUCCACGCUGUGAUUCGUCAAACACAAAGUUCUGUUAUUACAACAACUACAGUUUGUCUCAGCCAAGACACUUUUGUAAGGCUUGUAAGAGGUACUGGACAAGAGGAGGAACGCUAAGGAAUGUUCCAGUGGGUGGUGGGUGCAGGAAGAACAAGCGUGUCAAGAGACCUGCAAAUGGAGGUGCAAAUAGUACUAUUGACGGAGUACUUGAUUCUUCACCAUCAGUUCUUCAAAACCCUAACCCUAAUCAACCUAAUCAGUCGCCAUCGCAGAUCGAUGUUUCUUCAGGUUUAAGUCAUGUUAAUCCUUUGUUUUAUGGUCUACCCAGUAACCCAUCUGAGAUGAAUUUUUCAUUUCCUAGGUUUAGUAGUAGUAGUAGUUCUGGGUAUGAUCUACUGCCUAAUCAGUUGAAUGGACUUGGAUUAGGGUUUUCCUCAAAUGGGUUUAAUCCUAAUAAGCAAAUCCAAGAUGGGUUGGCUUCAAAUUCUCUUCUUUCUAGUUAUUCUUCCAUGUUUGGGUCCACAAAAACUUCAUCAACCAUUGCUUCUUUGCUUGCCUCAGCUGGUCUUUCCCAACAAAAUAAGAACAAUUAUUUUCAAGGCUUGACACCCUUUGAACAAUUUCAGAUGGCAAGUAGUAGUGGUGAUCAUGUGAAAGAAGUUGUGAAAAUUGAAGAGGGACAAAACAGGAUAGGUGAUUGGGGGACACAAUGUCAGAAUCAGAUGGAGGAGAUUGGUUUGUCUGAUCCUUCAAUUUACUGGAAUUCCACAAGUACUGUUGGUGGUUGGCAUGAUCCAUCAAAUAAUAUUGGUUCUUCAGUGACUUCUCUGAUCUAACAAAACCCAAAUCUCGUAUAUCUCCCUCUUUUUUUUCUUUCUUAAUUUCUUUUCCUCGGAUCUAUUUCAUGAGCUGCUUAGGUUUGUUUUUGCAGUGGAGUCUAUUUAAUUAUGGGUUUUAUAUAUAUUGAAGCAAGUUAAGAUGGGAGGGGAGCUUUGGAUCGGAGCGAUCAUGUCAGCUGCAAAAAUGAAAUCAGCCUUAAGUUUUAUCUCAAAAGGUUGAGAAAUUACCCAAAAAUUGCGCUGAGAGGAACCUCGGAUCCUCUUCAUCUCAUCAUUAUAUUAUCAUUACAUCCAGUCAAAGUUGAAGAGCUACCACCAAGGGGAGGGACAUUCGGUGCAACUUUCUUAGUUGUUACUCAAUCGGUAUGUAUUUAUAUAUGCAUAAUAUUUCCUUAAUUUGCUUCUUAUGUACUUGUUAGUAAUCAGCUAGAACUGGAGUUUAAUGGAGUCAAUGGGAUCAUACCAUGGAGAAACUGUCUUUUUUUUUUUGGGGUGGGGCGGGUAUAUUGGUAUAGGAAUUAAAGAGGGAGAUUUGUUAUGUCUAUUGGGGUGGGGUAUAUUAUGGUGCGAUUGGUGUUGGGUAUAUGUUGUCCAUUUUGUUAAAUUUCAAUGAAAUUAAUUUGUUACAAAUUAUGGGUUUUAAUUUGUAGAGAAUGCAGCCACAGUUUUUUUUUUUUUUUUUUUUAGUGAUACGAGAAACAAUAAA